AUGCUCGGCACAGCAUAUUUAGAAUUAGAGAGUAAAUUAGCCGAAAAAGAGGAAAGCGAAAGGAAAUUAGAAGAGUUAGCCGAACAAGUAAGCAAAGCAAAAGAAGUAGCGGAAAAAAGACUAACGGAACUAGAAAAAGAUUACGAAGAGGUUAAAAAGGUAGCCCUAACUGCCGAAGAAGAUAUUGAAGACCUUAAAAGAGAACACGAGAAAACAUUAAAUCGCUUCAUUCUUGAUUUAUCGCAAGACGAAUUAAAAAAAUCCAGAAGAAGUUCUAGUGCUAGUAGUUUUUCUACUUUACCCCCUUCUCCGAAAAUAGGUUCAACUUCGGCUUCUAAUCCAAGUCCACGGAAUACUAUUAAUUUAGCUUUUGAAUUAUCUAAGCAACA
Funneliformis geosporum is the source of this 389-nucleotide messenger RNA. The record is from the annotation of a GenBank genome assembly. NCBI's taxonomy places the organism in Eukaryota, Fungi, Glomeromycota, Glomeromycetes, Glomerales, Glomeraceae.